Epinephelus fuscoguttatus (brown-marbled grouper) is the source of this 2590-nucleotide messenger RNA. RefSeq names its product keratin, type II cytoskeletal 8-like. Gene Ontology annotation, cellular component: keratin filament. Gene Ontology annotation, molecular function: structural constituent of skin epidermis. The record is from RefSeq and is a predicted model, not a curated record. Gene Ontology annotation, biological process: keratinization; intermediate filament organization. Lineage: Eukaryota; Metazoa; Chordata; Actinopteri; Perciformes; Serranidae. The transcript is spliced from 9 exons. Bases 63 to 1547 code for a protein of 494 amino acids.
CCUCUCUCUCUGCUUCCCCUUCUCUCUGUGAAACUUCUCUUUCAGAGGAAACAACACCAGCCAUGGAAAUUGUGCCUCAGAGUAUGUUACGACCUUCGCGCCCACAAGCUCCGUACACUGAUCAUCGUUUCUCAGGACCUCUUAUCAGCAGCGGGUCAUGCAGAAUAUCAAACACGUCAGUCCGUGGUCUUGCCAGUAGUAUUGCUGGUGGUAGUAAUCUCAGAAUCUCUAGUGGAGGUAGUCUCAGAGCCUUUAAUGGAGGUAGUCUCAGAGCCUUUAGUGGAGGUAGUCUCAGAGCCUCUAGUGGAGGUGGUUUCAGAAGUGGUUUUGGUCCUGCCACAGGUUUUGCAGCGCAACAAAUCACAGCUGUAACAGCCAACCAGAGCCUACUGACCCCUCUGGAACUUACGAUCGACCCAAACAUCCAGACUGUCCGUACACAGGAGAAAGAGCAGAUCAAGACUCUCAACAACCGCUUCGCUUCGUUAAUUGACAACGUUCGCCUUCUGGAGCAGCAGAACAAAAUACUGGAGACUAAGUGGAGCCUGAUGCAGGAGCAGACGGCCCGCCCCUCCAACACUGAAGCCAUGUUCGAGGCUUACAUCAUGAACCUGCGCAGACAUCUGGACGGGCUCGGCAGGGAGAAAAUAAAGCUGGAUGGAGAGCUGCAGCACGUGCAGGGACAGGUGGAAGACUUCAAGACAAAGUAUGAAGAUGAAAUCAACAAGCGUGCCACUAAGGAGAAUGAGUUUGUGCUCCUGAAGAAGGCUGUGGAUGAAGCCUACAUGAACAGGACUGAGCCUGAAGCCAAGGCAGAUUCCCUCCAGGAUGAGAUUAACUUCCUCAAAGCUGUUUAUGAUGCAGAACUGCAGCACUUUCAACAACAGUGUAAGAACACUGAAGCCACUGUGAUAAUGAACAACAGCCGAAAACUGGACAUGGACGCCAUUGUGGCUGAGGUCAAGGCUCAGUAUCAGGCCAUCGCGGACCGCAGCCGUGCUGAAAUUGAAUUAUGCUAUAAGCAGAAGUUCGAGGAGAUGAAGACCAGUGCAGACCAGACUGGAGAUGACCUCCGCAGAUCUAAGCAAGAGAUUUCUGAACACAACCGCCUGAUCAGCCGCCUCCAGAGUGAGAUUGAGGCAAUUAAAGGACAGUGUGCCAACCUGGAUGUCCAGAUCACUGAGGCUGAGGAGUGCGGAGAGCUGGCUGUGAAAGAUGCCAAGGCCAGCAUAAAGGACUUGGAGGUGGCCCUGCAGAAAGCCAAAGAGAGCAUGGCCUGCCAGGUCUGCGAGUACCAGCAGCUCAUGAACAUCAAACUGGCUCUGGACAUUGAGAUUGCCACCUACAGGAAGCUUCUGGAGGAAGAGGAACUUAGACUUGAAGGUGGGGGAGGAGAGGCAACUGUCCGCAUAGAGUGUCAGCAGCAGCGUGGCGGUUACAGUGGCUUUGACAGCAUCACGGCCAGGAGCGGUGGCAGCAGCAACGCCUUUGACGAGGCCACGUCAGCCACUAACGGGCCCUAUGACAGCAUCACAGUCACCUCCUGAAGAACAACCAGCAGCUCUAUCCUCACUUUCUAUAAACAGCAGUUGUCUUUCUCUCCAUUGUCCUCCAUCCCUCAUUUCAUUCUCCUUCUCUUGUCCCUCCCCUCUCCCUGAAAACCACUCAAAGCUUCCAUAAAUCCCCUCACCGCAUCCUCAGAAACAUUUGCCUUUAAUAAUUUUAAGCUGUCAGAUCCAUGUAAUAAUGCAGCUUUCUUUGGAAUUACUGUGCUAAUGCAACUUUUUGGCAGCACAAGUAGAAGCAGAGAAAAUAUUAGAACAGAAACAACGAGCAGCAGAGAUAACAGUCAGCCCUCUCUUCCUUUAAUCAGUCAGCCUGAUUGUCUUUUGGUUGCUGGAUCUGCUGUCACGCAGACAAUAGGAUAGCCUAGUUGUAGUGUCAUGGCAGAGAAUCCUUAUGGCAACAAUCGCUGCACACAAAAUGCCAAUAGCAGUUCUUUGAUAUGCACAGAGGGAGGUCUGAAUGUUGUGGUUGGUCUUGAAUUUAUAAAGCAAACAUGGCAUAACUCCUCUUUUCUGUAAAGUCUCUGCUGUUGUCUCACAUCUGUCGUUUUGUUGUGCAUUUUACCACCACCAGAAGCAGUCACAUGUUACACUUUCAUAUUUGACUUUUGGGUACCUCUUUUUCUUUUGCUCUGAGAAAAAAUGAGCUCUCCACUGGUGUUUUGAUGCUCCUGUACCUCAAUUUCCACUCUGAAUAAAAAAUAAACUGGGACAUAAAUGGAAUAAAUCUGAUUUCAUAUUCAAACAAUGCAAACACUGUAAGCAAUAUUACACAAGAGGGCGUAAUCACGUCAGUCUGGCUCAUAAUGACAGUGAAGCCUUUGAGUUUAAUAUUGCAAUUACACAACAGUUACCAACUAAAUAUAAGAUACCAUUAAAAUGUACUCAUAUUGUGGGGCAAUUCAUUCUCAUAAUAAACACGUUUUGCUUAUCUCUUAUGGAAAUGGGUUCUAACUAAUGACUGGAUACCAAUCAGUCACGUCAGUAGACUGCUAUGUAGCUAAUAAAGCCUGGUCAACCAUAAA